AUGAGCAGUGAGUUGAAAGAAAUACUGAACGCCAGAAAUGGUCUUCUAUUUUGCGAGGAAGAACUUAGUCCAGUUUUCUGUAAACCGAAACUCAUUCCACUCAAAUCUGUCACACUUGAAAAGCUGGAAAAAAUGCAGAGUGAAGCAAUGGAAAUGAUGAAAAAGAAGGGUAAGAAUAACAACGAAACGCCAAGAAAGGAAAACACGGAAUAUACUCCAAGUAAAUUUGAAGGAAGCACUGCUGAUAUUUGGACUGCUGAAGAAGAUUACGAAACAACAACAAAAACAGUCUAA
Molecule: messenger RNA, 294 nt
Organism: Loa loa (African eye worm)
Lineage: Eukaryota; Metazoa; Nematoda; Chromadorea; Rhabditida; Onchocercidae
Exons: 2
Coding region: 1-294 (97 amino acids)
Biological process (GO): receptor localization to non-motile cilium; cilium assembly
Cellular component (GO): BBSome
Source: RefSeq, a predicted model, not a curated record